This is a messenger RNA of Pistacia vera, 1164 nucleotides long. Its product is annotated as putative F-box protein PP2-B12. The record is from RefSeq and is a predicted model, not a curated record. Gene Ontology annotation, molecular function: protein binding. NCBI's taxonomy places the organism in Eukaryota, Viridiplantae, Streptophyta, Magnoliopsida, Sapindales, Anacardiaceae. The transcript is spliced from 3 exons. The coding region runs from base 190 to 978 and encodes 262 amino acids.
UUUGGUCAUUUGUGCUACCUGUCCUAGGUUUUAAAAUAACUGUCAAUUCAGGCUUCUUAUAUAUAAUACCAUCUUGUUGGUAGCUUCCUUCACUGACCAACGUCUUGUUCAAUCUCAUACGUAACUAAGGCAUUCAAUACUACAAAAUCAAGAGUUGGAUAGAGGAGCAGAAGAAAAGAACUAAUCAAAAUGGACAUGAGUGUUGUUCUUCCUGAAGAGUGUUUAUCCAAAAUCAUCUCCCUUACAUCUCCCAAAGAUGCAUGCAGAUUGUCUGUAGUGUCUCCUUUCUUUAAAUGUGCUGCGGAUUCUGAUACCGUUUGGGAGAGCUUCCUGCCAUCAGAUUACGAGGGAAUCAUUUCCAAUUCGGCUUCACCAUCUCUGUUCAGUACUUGCUCGUCCAAGAAGGAUCUUUAUUUUCAUUUCGCAAAUAAACCCAUCUUCGUCAACAGUGCCAAAACGAUCUUUGCACUAGAGAAAGAGAGUGGAAAAGUCUGUUGCAUGGUUGGUGCAAAAGCAGGGAUAUCUGUCACUUGGGGAAGUAAAUCCUAUUGGACAUGGCCAUCUCUACCAGAAUCCAGGUUUCCUGAAGUGGCUGAACUAAAGCCUGUUUGUUGGUUCGAAGUCACGGGAAAAAUAGAGACCAAACUUUUGUCCCCUGAAACCACCUAUGCAGCUUACCUUGUAUUCAAGUUUGCUGACUCCAGAAAUGGAUUUGACACAAGACCUGUAGAGUUAUGUUUCUACGUUAGAGGAAUGGAGGAGGAAGAAAGAAGUAAGGUGUUUCUUGACGCUCAGGCGGGUGCACCCAACCUAUCUCAAGAUCGAGGACACGGCUGGAGGGAGAUUGAGAUUGGUGAAUUCUUUAAAAAGCAUGGAGAAAAUGGAGGCGUGGUAUAUAGUUUGUUUGAUUUUGAUGGCUUCAGCAGUAAACAUGGCUUGAUUAUAGAAGGAAUUGAGCUGAGGCCUAAAAGUGUUUGAUAAAAGUAACACCUCCAAACAUAUAUAAUUCUUUUAAAUAAGCUUUUGUUAAUGUGCACUUCUAAAUCAAGAUUGUAUUAAUGAUGCUUUUUGUUUUGUGUUCUAAUUGUUCUCUUGAAAGUAAUUUCGAAUUCUUGCGCAUAUGGGUUUCUUUUACAUUCUAUUUAGGGUUGGGAUUUGUCUCCG